Messenger RNA from Anopheles merus, 858 nucleotides. RefSeq names its product chymotrypsin BI-like. The coding region runs from base 17 to 799 and encodes 260 amino acids. The transcript has 3 exons. Gene Ontology annotation, molecular function: serine-type endopeptidase activity. The record is from RefSeq and is a predicted model, not a curated record. NCBI's taxonomy places the organism in Eukaryota, Metazoa, Arthropoda, Insecta, Diptera, Culicidae. Gene Ontology annotation, biological process: proteolysis.
CCGAUUUUACAGCAACAUGAAACGAGUAGCGUUUAUUAUCAUCCCUGCCCUCAUUGCGCUCGGACACUCGAUCCGGCCGCCCAUUAUCGAGGGCACGGAAGCCAAUCUGCACGAGUUCCCGUACCAGGUGUCUUUGCAGUGGAACUUUAACAAUGGAUCGCGUGCCCGGCACUUCUGCUCGGGUUCGAUCAUUAAUCGACGGUGGAUUCUAACGGCGGCACACUGUCUGGAGGAAUACACCGAUGACGGGUGGUUCGAAGUCGUCGCCGGAGUGAACAACAUUGCGCACGAAGAGCCGGGAGCACAGCGACGAAAUGUUACCAGCUAUGAGCAACACGAGUUGUACGAUUUGUCGGCAAUUAAGUAUGAUAUUGGAGUGCUCCAACUUUCACAUCCGCUGGAUCUAACCCGGAACAUCAAAACGAUGAGAUUGGCCACGAAAGACACGCUGAUCCAUCAGAAGAUAGCAAAGUUUGCCGGUUGGGGAUCAAUCUCAAAGACGUGGGAAGACAUUUACCCCGACAAGCUAAUGAAAGUAAAUCUGAUUCUACGCACGGAAGAGGAUUGUCAGACGAUAGGGAAGAUCGACGAGACCCAGCUAUGUGCCGGAGGAUACAAGAACGUUAGCGGCUGUACUGCAGACUCGGGCGGACCACUGACUGUGACCGUUGACGGUGAGCAGAUGCAGAUUGGCGUCCUUUCCUAUGGCGAGAAGCCGUGCCAGGCCCGAUUGCCGGUUGUGUAUUCGAGCGUUAUGUACUUCCACGAUUGGAUCCAAGACGCGAUCAAGGAAGACUAAGCACCACUCUUGCACUGACCCUUAAAAAACAUAAUAAACAAACUCCCCCCAAACAUGAA